GCAAACCGGAUCCAACUGACCUGUUUCUUUCCCAUUUUUCCAUCGAAAACGGAUUUUAUUUUAUUUUCUGUUAAGAACAAAAUCAGAGUUGAAUUUGUUGAAUGAAAACACUAAAAAAUAAAAUCCUAAAAGUCGAGGAUCAUCCCACGUUGGAAACCUUAAAAAGUUGUAUAUUACACCGACAGAGAGAGACCGACAAAGCAGAGAAACGAAAAAACAAAGUUACACCUCCGGUGAGUCUCUUUCCGUUCUUUUUCAGAUCCAAAACUAGUUUUCAGAAUUCCUCAAUUCCUAUUGGAUCCAGAAAAACAAGCACACAGAAGUAGCUUUUUGUUGUACAUGAUAUCUAGCUUUGGAAGAAAUGUUAGAAUGGCAUUAUAUAGACACGGUACAGAAUUAUUACCGGAACGAAGAGAAAUUACUGGUUCCAUAAUUCGGCAUUUUGAUCGAAGUGAUUAUGCUUCAAGGAUCCGUAGAGGGAAGAGAUUUGCUCGAUUAUCGAAGCGUAGACUUACAUUUUGGAUGUUUGUACUAGCAGUGGUGUCUUUGAUUUACUUAUCAGUUUUUGAUGUCAAAUUGCCACUUCAUGUAGGUAAAAGAAAUAGCAAUUCGGCCACCACGAGGGAUAGAGGCCAAGAGGGUUCUGGAUUUGAGGGUUUUGAAUUUACGAAACCUAAGCAUCGCAAGCAGCAUUUUCCUUGUGAGGUUAAGUUUCUGGAAUCAGUUGAUAAUGCCAUUGAACCCCUGGAGUCUGUGAAUUUCGAACAAUUUUCACUUGACUAUGUUGAUAGGGAGGAGAAUUUUGAUGGGAUUGAUGCAUUUGAACCCAGAUUUGGGGGGCACCAGACCCUCGAAGAAAGAGAAAAAACUUUCUACGCUAGGAAUCAAACAAUGCAUUGUGGGUUUGUCAAGGGACCUGAAGGAUCCCCGAGCACGGGGUAUGAUUUGGACUGGGAAGACAGGGAAUACAUGAAUACUUGCCACAUUGUUGUAUCCUCUUGCAUUUUUGGAAGCUCUGACUUUUUGAGGAGACCUACAAGCAGGAAGAUUAGUGAAUAUUCGAAGAAGAAUGUUUGUUUUGUCAUGUUUUUGGAUGAACAAACGAUAUCGAAACUAUCUUCAGAGGGGCAUGUGCGAGAUGAUAGAGGAUACAUUGGCUUAUGGAAAAUCGUUAUCGUGAGAAACUUGCCAUAUGUUGACAUGCGGAGAACAGGAAAGGUGCCGAAAUUUUUAUCUCACCGUCUCUUUCCAUCUGCUAGGUUCUCUAUUUGGCUCGAUAGCAAAAUGAGACUUCAUACAGAUCCCAUGCUGAUUCUUGAGUACUUUUUGUUUCGGAACGGAUCUGAAUAUGCUAUUUCAAACCACUAUGAUCGUCAUUGUGUGUGGGAGGAAGUACUCCAAAACAAACGUCUAAACAAGUACAAUCACUCUGCUAUCGAUGAACAGUUCAAUUUUUACCAGUCAGAUGGGCUCACUAAAUUUGAUCCAUCUGACUCAAAUACUCUUCUUCCAAGUUAUGUACCUGAAGGUUCAUUCAUUGUGCGUGCCCACACACCAAUGUCAAAUUUAUUUUCGUGCCUUUGGUUCAAUGAAGUCGACCGCUUCACCUCACGAGAUCAACUUAGCUUUGCAUAUACUUACUUGAAAUUGAGGAGGAAGAAUCCUGAUAAACCAUUUUUUCUGAACAUGUUUAAGGACUGUGAACGCAGAGCGCUUGCAAAAUUAUUUCGACAUAGGACUGCCGAAUCACCUCCACCACCUAAUAGUAUACUUUGAUUGGAAUACAAACUUUCAGUAAAUUUUUUGAUGAAGUCCAAAUCACCAUUUUGGUUUGGUUCAUGCAGAGGUAGGUGACUAAAACUAAUUCAGAAUUUGAUGUCUUUGAUUUGGAUUGAUGUAUAUGGAGUAGCGGCUGGGCCAAGUUGCCUUCCAUGAAGCUAUAAUAGGCUUCCCUACAACCAACCUAAUAUGUUUGAACAGCACAGCAGCCAGGGAUUAACUUCUCAGCAUCAUGAUGGUAUUGCUUCGUUUUUGUCUGUGCAGUAAAAUUAAGAAAUGCGUAGUUUUGCUCCAUCCAAAAACCUGUAUAUAUGCUCUCCAGUCCAAUUGUAUAUGAAGAGUUAAGUAAAUGUAGUUGUCUGUAGGGAAUCAAUUCGAUGAAAGUGGUGAACUUUUUCGCCUAGAUUAUGGGCAGGGUUUUGAUUAUUCAUGAACAGAUAUAGCAAUGGAAAUGAUUAUUAUGCAUUGGUUCUGGUUCUAAA
Messenger RNA from Papaver somniferum (opium poppy), 2261 nucleotides. RefSeq lists its product as uncharacterized. The record is from RefSeq and is a predicted model, not a curated record. The coding region runs from base 340 to 1776 and encodes 478 amino acids. NCBI's taxonomy places the organism in Eukaryota, Viridiplantae, Streptophyta, Magnoliopsida, Ranunculales, Papaveraceae. The transcript has 7 exons.